Messenger RNA from Dentiscutata heterogama, 174 nucleotides. NCBI's taxonomy places the organism in Eukaryota, Fungi, Glomeromycota, Glomeromycetes, Diversisporales, Gigasporaceae. The record is from the annotation of a GenBank genome assembly.
AUGAGGAAAUUAACGGCCAAAGGAUUCAUCGAAGGAAUUGACGGGUAUAUCCUCGACAUGCAAGAAUGGGGAGACAUCAAUGAAGAGCAGAAAAGACACGAAGAAACCCAGAGAGUUAUGCAAACAAAGUCAGAGGAAUUAGAACAAGCUAUACUCGUUAUUCAACGACAAUAA